UUUUGUUGCACCAUGGUGAAAUAGAGGUGUUAAGUCAACGCCAUAAAAUCGUUUGUCAAAAAAUUCGCGUGAAAUAUCAUCGAAAUUUCUUUGUUAAAGGGGUGCUAAAAGGGUAUUGAGCAUGUCCAAUAAGAAAAUUACCAAUAUAGUUCGUCUACGAGGCGGGACCAAUCAUGAUCCCGAUGGGCUGAGUCAGCGCCAUCAAGAUUUCGACACGGUAACGCCAAAAUCUCCUAUAUAUGAAUGCAAAGGCGUAAUGGAUCAGUUCGACAACAUUUUAUCCGAAUACAAAAAAGCUUUGGGACCUUGUGGACAUGCUACAUGCCCCUAUUCUCAAAAUCUCACGGAAAAAAUCUGCAAGAAAAUGUGUGAUGAUCGUUCUGAUUUGGUAAAUGAAGUCAGUUCACAGUCCUGUGAUGAAGUACCCUGUAAAAAUGAGGGCUGCAUUUAUGCUGAGGAUGCUGCUCAGAAAAGGAAACAACAUCCAGCCGCUUGUGGAAGUCCAAAUUGUGCAUACUCGAAAUAUAAAUUGGGGAUUCAAGAUGAUCAAGUUUUGUCAGAAAUGAAAUUUCUACCGCCUCGUAUUACUGAUACUUGUGGUCAUCCUAAAUGCACGUUUCCUGAAGAAGUUCCACUGCCACCAAUUCACUGGGACUGUCCAGAUCCACUUCCUAAAGGACCAUGUAGAAAUCUCAACUGCCCUUUUCAACCAAAACCUUUGAAGAAAUUCAAAACCAUAAAGCAACUGAAAACUGGACCUUGUGGAAGUCCAAUGUGUCCUUAUGCUUUUCCUCAACCUUGCAGCCAUCCUAAUUGUCCAUUUUCCGCUAAGGAAACACAAGACAAAAAUGGCAAGGAAAAUAAAUGCAAAAAUCCAGAUUGUCCUUUUGCUAAAGAAAAUGCUAAGAAAGAGUUAACUGAUUCAAACAUAAAAGGAGAAUUUCAGGAUUGUGCCAAUCCAGAUUGUCCUUAUAAGCAAACUAGUAAGCCAAAAUCUAAAAAGUAUUGCGGUAAUCCGCAAUGUCCAGACCCUGGAGAAACAAAACAAGAUUCAGAUAGCAUUUGUUCUAACCCUGUAUGUCCUUCCCGUGCAAAAGCUUCAAAGAAAAAACCCAAAAAGAAAAAUAAUGAAGAAAUUAUUUGUGCCAAUCCACUUUGCCCUGUAAGAAGCAUAGUGAGUAGUAGUAGUUCGUCAUCAUCAGACAGUGACAGCAUAUGUUCUGAUCCCAAAUGUCCUUAUGCAGGCUUGAAAAAAGUCAAACCAAUCAAGCUGUGUAAAAAAGCCAGUGAAACUAUUGAGUCUCCUGAAGAAGAAUGUGAUUGCCUGGCUUCACCGCCUUCACCUGAAAAAACUGACCCUUGUAGUGAUCCCAAUUGUCCAUAUUUACCACCUUUACCAUCGUGUGGUGUGCCUAAUUGCCCUUACGAACCAAUACCUCUAAGAAUCAGUUGCGGAGAUCCAAAAUGCCCUUCAAAAUCGGUAAAUUAUAGUAAAAAAAUUGACCACACAAAAUUUGAGCUAGAAGUCGUAAAAUCAACUUCAGAAACUCAUGAAGCACCAGUCAUACAAACGACCACCGUAUGUGAAGAAGAACAACCGUGCACUGACAAUGUAUGCGAAAAUCCGGAUUGUACUGACGCUGACAUGGCCAUGGAAGAAAUUAAAGACAAGAAAACUGGCAAAAGGAAGAAAAAAGGCAAAUUUGUAUAUUCGAUUGGAGACAACUACCCAGGGCUAAAGAGAGGCCACGAACAAUGCAUCACCCCAGUUUUUAACGUGCCACCACACAUGGGCUGGCUUUGGAACAUUUUCACUCCAAUUUUACGUCUCAGACCAAGACGCGGAUGGAGACCUGGUGCCCUAACUAAAACCAUAGCAGCUCGAAUUCGGUCUCACAGACAAAGCAAAGGCCUCGCCAACUUGAGACCGCCUGUGUUUAGAGGCGACGGCACGCAAUAUGAUGAGGGCGGCAGCCCAAAAGUUGUACCCAAACCCACGUUGCGAAUCCAAAAGAAAGAUGGAACAUAUUUUAUUACAAUGAAUCCACUCAAAGAUCCUUUCAGUCUGGUGGAAAAUGAGGACCCCUACAUGGAAUGCACCCCGAUGUCAUUCAGAAUAGCGAAAAAUAAACAAGACGAUGAUUAUUGUUAUUGCGAUGGCGACGAUGCUUCGGCAACUUCAUCGGAUAGUGACCUGGAUAUUGAAUUUACCCCGCCAGCAGGCGUGAUUCAUCCGGAAAGAUUCAAAAAGAUUCCGAAUGUUGUUUGUGCAGAAGUUCAAUAUGACCCCAAAGAUUGUGAAGUUGUUAAGACGGCGAGUAAAGAUGGCAAAGGAAAAAAAGGAAAAGGUGGCAAAGGAGGUAAAGGUGGAAAGGGGGGUAAAGGUGGGAAAGGAGGCAAAGGUGGAAAAGGAGGUGAUAAGGGCAAAGGCGGAAAGGGAGGCAAAGGUGGAAAAAAAGGGAAAUAAGUGAAGAAAUUUGCAUUUUUUUUGGAAUUUUUCGAUUAUAUUUUGUUCAUUUUCUUUCAACUCAUAAUAUAUGUUUUUAUAAUGGAGAAAUAUGUUUUAAUUAUUAUAAUAAUUUGUGAUGAGGAUAGAGGGAUACAUCGUUACGUCCUCGGUAAAGGUGCAUAUCGGUACGGAUCCAGCGAAAUUGAAACCGUUAUCUAACGUCAUAUUUGUUAAACGCAAAUGUCAAUGUUUCAAAUGAUCAGCACAUUCAUAUAUUUUCUAUCAUAGGCUCUUGAAUUUUCUUUAUGUCGACAAAUACGAGAGCCGGAAAUGGACAAAAAUUGAACUAGAAAAAUUGGGAAAUAGAGUAAUAGUAUAUUACAUACGUCAUACCGAGGUGGAAAGUGU
Molecule: messenger RNA, 2857 nt
Organism: Ceutorhynchus assimilis (cabbage seed weevil)
Lineage: Eukaryota; Metazoa; Arthropoda; Insecta; Coleoptera; Curculionidae
Source: the annotation of a GenBank genome assembly